AUGGCUAGAAGGUAUGCCCACAUCACCUCUACAAUCUUUUCCUCCUUGUGCUUCUGUUUCUUCCUCCCAACUGUGUAUUCUGAGCUGCCUCAGGAUCAGAAAAGCAUCAUGGUUAGCCUCUAUGAUAUGAUUCACAACAAUACAGGUACUUCUUUUGCAUGGAAUGGGACAAACAGAGGUUCGGACCCAUGUUCAUGGAAGGGAGUUUCUUGCUCUCCAAAUAAUUCUUCCAUAACCAAUAUUUCCCUUCAUUUGUUUUCCAUUUCUAAUCCUGAUACUCUGCCCCUUCUUUGCGGGAUCAAAAGUCUCGAGUCUCUUGAUGUGUCUGGCAACCAGUUGAGCUCCAUUCCGGGUGGGUUCAUCACUGGUUGUGGGGGGAUGAGUGGGUUGAAAGUGUUGAAUUUUAGUAGCAAUUUGUUGGAGGGCCCUUUGUCUAUCUUUAGUGGGUUUGGUGUGUUAGAGUCCCUGGACCUGUCUAUGAAUUCUCUAUCUGGGAAUAUUGAUCUCCAAUUGGAUAGCUUGAGUUCACUCAAGAAUUUGGACCUCAGCUCCAACAAAUUUGGUGGGCAUAUUCCAACCAGUCUGGGAAAAUCCAAUGCUUUGGUGGAGCUUCAGCUCUCUGCUAAUAGCUUUGAUGGUGAAAUCCCUUCUCAGAUUGUGAAAUAUGAGAAUUUGAGUUUGAUUGACCUUAGCCUUAAUAAACUCUCUGGCCCAAUCCCUGAAAGCUUGGGAGAUCUCUCUAGCUUGAAAACUCUGAGUCUCUCUGCUAAUAGGUUGAGUGGUACCAUUCCAAAAACUCUUGGGAAUAUCACAACCUUGUUGCGAUUUUCUGCGAAUCAAAACGGUUUUGUUGGAGAUGUUCCAGCAGGUAUUACUUCCUACCUCAAUAAUUUAGACCUUAGUUAUAAUAGUUUAAGUGGAACAAUCCCUUGGGACCUCUUAUCUCCAUCAAAUUUGCAGUAUGUGGAUUUGUCUAACAAUAAGCUGGAAGGUUCAAUACCUGCAAAUAUGGGAUCAACUCUUGUUAGGCUAAGAUUGGGAAGCAAUAGUCUAGCUGGGCCUAUCCCAUCUAAACCCUUUCAAAGCCUUCAGAAUCUGACCUUCUUGGAGUUGGAAAACAAUCAAUUGAAUGGAAGCAUACCUCUGGAGCUGCUUUCCUGCAAAAAUUUGGCUCUUUUGAAUCUUGCCCACAAUAAGCUGGCCGGUCCUUUGCCUGCAGAUAUCGGGAACCUUAUCAGUCUUCAGGUUCUGAAGCUCGAAAUGAACGGUUUUGUUGGAGGGGUCCCUGAUAGCAUCUCCAAGCUUAAAAUAUUGCAGAGGCUUAAUAUGAGCUGGAAUUCCCUUACUGGUGUAAUACCAGAUUCAAUAUCAACCUUGCAUACUCUUACAAAUUUGGACUUGAGAGAGAAUGGUCUCAAUGGUUCAAUACCAAAUUCGAUUGGUAACUUAAACCUUCUGUUGGAACUCCAACUUGGAAACAACCAGCUUAGUGGGCUAAUUCCAGAAAUGCCAAUGCAGUUGCAAAUUGCACUAAACCUCAGUCACAAUCUCUUCACCGGACCGAUUCCAACCACUCUCACUAGGCUCACUGCAUUGGAGGUUUUAGACCUUUCUAAUAACACGUUUUCGGGUCAGAUUCCAGAAUCAAUGACACGGAUGAGCGGCUUGACACAUCUAAUACUGGCAAACAAUCACCUUUCUGGUGUUGUUCCUGCGUUUCCAAACUACGUGGAGCUUAGUCUAGAAGGAAACCGCCAGCUGAUUUUCCCUCCUCCACCUCCCCAAAACUCUCCAGUUGUAUCAGGAAAGAAGAAAUUAUCUGUGGCUGUUGUGAUUGUUAUAGCAGUUGCAGUUGCUGUUAUUGCUGUUGGGGUGUUUACAUGUAUAGCUCUCUCCGUUUUGAGAAACAUGUACAAGGUACGAGGUUACUGGCUCGUGGAUGAUCAUCAUACCCACCACAAUUCUCAACUCGACUUUAGCAAAGCCAUGGCUGUGACUCGCAGGCCAACCAACACUCUCCUGAGUACUGAGUGGUACACUUAUUACAGGGCUGUGAUGCCCAGUGGGAUUAGCUACUUCAUCAAGAAGAUCAAUUGGAGCAACAAGGCAUUCACACUCCACGACCCCGAAAAGUUUGUGGAAGAACUAACUAGAUUAGCUAGUGUAGCUAAUCCCAAUAUCAUGACCCCUCUUGCCUAUGUUUUAACAUCACACAGCGCAUUCAUAUUCCACGAGUUCCCUGAAUUCGGGUCCCUCUUUCACCUGCUUCACAGUGAUGAUAACAACGUUCUGGACUGGAAAUCCCGGUUCAGCAUUGCACUAGGGAUUUCCAGAGGCCUAAAUUUCUUGCAUGGAAAUGGUUCUGAAGAUGAUGCCCCGAGAAUCCUCCUCAACUUGUCGACGAGAAGUAUCAUGAUGAAAUCACUGUCUGAGCCAAUUAUCGGAGAUUUUGAGCUCAGUAAUUUGAUAAGACCAUCACACAACAAGAGAACCCCUUCAGUAGUUGCUGCUGCUGUGGGAUUUGUCCCUCCAGAGUAUGCAUACACGAUGAGGGUGACAACAUCGGGCAACAUUUAUAGCUUCGGAGUGAUCAUGCUAGAGUUGUUGACAGGAAAACAAGCUGUAUAUGAAGGGAUAGAGUUAGCCAGCUGGGUAACUAGCAGGUCGGACCAACCCGAAAAUUUGGAAGAAAUUAUUGACAGGCGAGUGGGCGAAACAUCCAUGGAGGUUCAAGAUCAGAUGGUAGCCUCACUGAGGAUUGCAUUGAGAUGCAUUAGCACAUCUCCUAGUAAAAGGCCUGAUGCUGAAGCAUUACUUCAAAUGCUGCUUGAUUUGGCUAAGUACCGAAAAUCGAAGGACCUUAGGCGCUACCUUGGCCUUCCUUCGGUUUUAGGAAGGUACAAAAGUGCUACUUUUCGUUAUAUCGAGGAACGAAUUCGGGAGAGAAUAGGAUCGUGGCAAAACAAGCUGCUUUCCAAGGCCGGUAAAGAGGUAUUGCUAAAGAGCAUAGCACAAUCUCUUCCUAUUUUUACUAUGUCAUCCACCGAUUCAUGUCUGCGACACUAUCGAGAAGCUUUUCAAUCGUUAUUGGUGGGGGGUGGUGGAGGAGGCAGCAGGGGGAUACACUGGUUGAGCUGGAAACGGCUUUGUGAACCAAAGUGUAAGGGUGGGCUAGGUUUCAAGUGUAUUCAUGAGUUUAAUAAGGCGCACUUGCAAAACAGUGGGGCAAGAGGUUUUAAAGAUGGGGUGGCUCGAAGGAUAGGGAAUGGCGAGGACACUAGGAUAUGGGGCUGGGGUUGGCUAUCAAAUUCAACAGGCACUUGUCUAACAACCCCAUGUAUUGAAGAACUCAAGGAAGCUAAGGUAAAGGACUCAUGGCGGUGGAUGGGUGACACACGAGGAUGCUAUACGGUGAAACAUGGCUAUAGGUUGCUCACGGCUAGCUCAACAAGGGAGAAUAAUGACGCCAUGUUUAAGGCGUGGAGGUUCUGUGGUCUUUGCCGAUUCCACCCAAAGUGA
Molecule: messenger RNA, 3519 nt
Organism: Ipomoea nil (Japanese morning glory)
Lineage: Eukaryota; Viridiplantae; Streptophyta; Magnoliopsida; Solanales; Convolvulaceae
Product: leucine-rich repeat receptor-like tyrosine-protein kinase PXC3
Exons: 5
Coding region: 1-3519 (1172 amino acids)
Biological process (GO): hormone-mediated signaling pathway; protein phosphorylation
Cellular component (GO): plasma membrane
Molecular function (GO): protein kinase activity; protein binding; ATP binding
Source: RefSeq, a predicted model, not a curated record